GGCGGGCCGAGGCAGACCAGCUGGACACACUGAGAGACGGGACUCUGGAUGAGGAGCGGCCAGACUUAAGGCUUAAGAAGCACAAGGAGGACAGACGUCUCCCUGAACCGAAGGUCAACUCACCGCCACUUCUCGUAUUCCAGGGUCACAUAUAAUGCGCUUGGCUUAAGAAAAGAAAUCACCGGCAAAAGACAUGAGUUUAGGGGCAGCGUGCAUCUUCUUGCGAGGAGGGAAAACUAUUACAAGAGAACUGGCUGAUGAUGAGAUUGAUGAGCUGCGUGAAGCGUUCAAUGAGUUUGAUAAAGACAAGGACGGGCUGAUCAGCUGCAAGGACCUGGGGAACCUGAUGAGGACGAUGGGCUACAUGCCCACGGAGAUGGAGCUCAUCGAGCUGAGCCAAAAUAUCAACAUGAACCUCGGGGGCAAAGUGGACUUUGAGGACUUCGUGGAGCUGAUGGCCCCGAAGCUUCUGGCCGAAACGGCCGGGAUGAUCGGCAUGAAGGAGCUCAAGAACGCCUUCAAGGAGUUCGACAUGGACGGAGACGGAGUGAUCACCACCGAGGAGCUGCGGUCGGCCAUGAGCAAGCUGAUGGGCGAGCACAUGAGCCGCAGCGAGAUAGACGCCAUCGUCAAGGAAGCCGACGACAACGGCGACGGCACGGUGGACUUUGAAGAGUUCGUCAGAAUGAUGUCCAACAAGUGACGGGUUGAGGAGGCUGUCAAUCUAGAAGACUGAAUGUUAAUCGUUGUUGAUCUCAGAGAGAAUUUUCCUUUUAUGCAAAGAUUGGUUGAAAAAGUCUAUGAAUAUGAGUUUGAUGGCAUUUAUUUCACAUACAAAAGUCAUUUUUUUUGUUGAAUUACAUUUUUAAAUUAUUCUAUUUUUGUGUUUGUGUUUAUGUUAUCAAGCAAAAAUGAAAUGUAAAGUUAUCAAGCAUUUACUCAAAUGUACCUGUACAGUAUUUAGGCUGGGCUUGUUGCAAUGUGUUUGUUUUAACUAAUUUAUUUCUGAGUUGAAUCCCGGGAACAGGUAUUUUCCGGAUAUCUAAAUAAAACACUGAA
This is a messenger RNA of Pungitius pungitius (ninespine stickleback), 1059 nucleotides long. It is a transcript of the gene cabp5a, whose product is annotated as calcium binding protein 5a. NCBI's taxonomy places the organism in Eukaryota, Metazoa, Chordata, Actinopteri, Perciformes, Gasterosteidae. Gene Ontology annotation, biological process: regulation of voltage-gated calcium channel activity. Gene Ontology annotation, molecular function: calcium ion binding; calcium channel regulator activity. Gene Ontology annotation, cellular component: cytoplasm. The transcript is spliced from 7 exons. The record is from RefSeq and is a predicted model, not a curated record. The coding region runs from base 194 to 703 and encodes 169 amino acids.